Vitrella brassicaformis is the source of this 1380-nucleotide messenger RNA. NCBI's taxonomy places the organism in Eukaryota, Vitrellaceae. The record is from the annotation of a GenBank genome assembly.
CUUCGAGUCAGGAGUGCCAUGAAGGUUGAACAAAAAGGGUCUCUUCUCCCACCGACCGCGUCAUGCAGCUAGAUAGUUGUGUCAAGGCUUGUCUACGGAUGCAGCAUCCAUGUCAGCAGAGUGCUGACACCAUGUGGUGUGAGUGUCGCCACUGCCACCUGAUUGAUGGACGUCGCUAUGCUAUGCUAUGUAUGCUGAGUGAGUGAAUGAGUGAGUGACCACCCCUCUGGUGUGAGCCGCAACCUACCACCCACCCGACCACUCUCAGCCAGCUGACUAAGCGAGAGACCGACCAGACCAACUCAGACACACAAACCACCACACAUCACACAUCACACUGCACACUACUCUCACAACGCCCACCACACACACACACACACACAUCACCCGAUAUCAUCACACACAUCACGUGCCACGAAACGAACCAGGAAUGGAUAAAGGGAUGAUAAAGCCUCUCUCAAUCACUCAGACGGCGCACUGCACUCAAAAGGGCGCCGCGACGUUGUCGGCCCUCCUGAGAUGGAACCUCUGCCCUGCAAACAAACAAACAAACAAACAAACAACGAUGAGUGAGUGAGUGCACAGAAAGCUGUAUCUCAGUCCAUGCGCACCUCUUGGCGUCAUCCUCCGCAAGUUCACAUCGUCGACCUCCCCAUUUGUCUCAAGUGUCUCACCCGCCUACACACACACCACACCACAACAGACACAGACACGCCAUCAUAAGUGCAUCCGUGACCACGUCUGAUCGACAAGUCGCUGUCUGCUCGUCGAGCCCACCCCACCUACCUGAUCCGCUGCGGUCGUGUUGGUGAUGAACUCGAUGAUCUCGUCCGCCGGAUGGUAUCCGUCAAAAGUAGCGGGCGUCUUGCCCUUUAUGAAGAGCCUGAGGCUCGGGUAGCCCGGCAGAGCAUAUCUGUCGCACACGUCGGGGUUGCCGUCGGCCUCGCAGUCGACCUUGAUGAACUUGACAGGCGGCUCGUGCGAGGUCAGAUUCGCCGCCGCGGUGUCCAUCGCAGGCAGGGUCCGCUGAGACCACCCACACCAGGGGGCGUAGAACAUGACCAUCACGUAUCGGUUGCCCUUGAUGAUCUCGUCGAACUCCGCCCCUCCAGUCACAUUCAGCACCUCCGCUGUCACAGUGGCGUUACCCACCUGCCCGCUCACCGAGGCGGGAUAGCCGCUGAGCAGGAGGAGGGGCACAGCAAGAUUGAUCAAGAGGCGCGGCUGCAUGGCUGGCAUGGCUGGUCGGAUAGAGAAAAAGGUGCUGAUGGUGAGCGUCGGCGGCGUGUGUGCUGGGAGGGUCACACUCGAUGGCGAGGGAGGAGGGGACGAAGGGGAAGAGAGGGGAGGAGAGAAAAAACGCAGAUCUCUCAAACUUCG